This is a messenger RNA of Hibiscus syriacus, 2379 nucleotides long. RefSeq names its product serine/threonine-protein kinase Nek2-like. Gene Ontology annotation, biological process: protein phosphorylation. The record is from RefSeq and is a predicted model, not a curated record. NCBI's taxonomy places the organism in Eukaryota, Viridiplantae, Streptophyta, Magnoliopsida, Malvales, Malvaceae. The coding region runs from base 293 to 2155 and encodes 620 amino acids. Gene Ontology annotation, molecular function: ATP binding; protein kinase activity. The transcript is spliced from 15 exons.
UCUUAACUCUUGAAUCUCUCCCUCUUCAAAGUGUUUGUCAUUUUCUUCCUUGAAAAAAAUAAAAAAUAAAUCCCAACCCAAUGGAGAAACAGCUGCAACAAUCAGCAGCCUCCUUUGCUUCUUCAUCUUGUUGGUCUUCUCUUCUUUCUUUCUACUGUAAACAGUGUCUCUUUCUUUAACUCCAGCUCAAAUGGUUAAGUCCACAUUGUUCUCUUCAUUCUGAUCUCUUUGGAUCAACAAUUUACACACCCUUUACUACUAUUACACUCAGGAAGUCAACUUCAUCUAUCACAUGGAGCAGUAUGAGGUGCUAGAGCAAAUCGGGAAGGGAGCUUUUGGUUCAGCACUUCUAGUGAGGCAUAAGCGUGAAAAGAAGAAGUAUGUGCUUAAAAAAAUCCGUCUCUCCCGCCAGACUGAUAGGUCUCGUAGAUCCGCUCAUCAGGAGAUGGAGCUUAUUUCUAAAAUUCAAAACCCGUUCAUAGUGGAGUACAAAGAUUCCUGGGUAGAAAAGGGUUGCUACGUAUGCAUUAUUAUAGGUUAUUGUGAAGGAGGAGACAUGGCCGAAGCCAUAAAGAAAGCAAAUGGCAAGCUUUUCUCGGAAGAGAAACUGUGCAAGUGGCUUGUUCAACUCCUGAUGGCUCUCGACUAUUUGCACUUGAAUCAUAUUCUUCAUCGUGAUGUCAAGUGUUCGAACAUCUUCUUGACAAAAGAUCAAGACAUUCGUCUCGGUGAUUUUGGACUUGCCAAAAUUUUGACUUCCGAUGAUCUCACAUCCUCUGUUGUUGGAACUCCGAGCUAUAUGUGUCCUGAGCUUCUGGCUGACAUACCAUAUGGCUCUAAGUCGGAUAUCUGGUCGUUAGGGUGCUGCAUAUAUGAAAUGAUUUCUCUCAAGCCUGCAUUUAAAGCAUUUGAUAUGAUGGCGCUGAUAAACAAGAUAAAUAAAUCAAUAGUUUCUCCACUUCCGACAAAAUAUUCUGGGGCCUUUCGUGGUCUUGUUAAAAGCAUGCUGCGCAAAAAUCCCGAACUCAGACCGAGUGCUGAGGAGCUACUCAAACAUCCGCACCUUCAGCCAUACAUUCUCAAAGUUCAACAUAAAAUCAACAACCCAAGAAGGAAUAGUUUGCCUGUGGAUUGGCCUGAAACCAAUAUAAAGAAAACUAGAUUUUCGGAUCCAGUAGAUGUUCGUUUCUCUGGAUACAGGGAGAGGUGUUUGCCGUUCGGUGAUAGGACUUUAAAUCCAAGCAUUUCUGGAGCUGAGCAAGAUUUGGUUUGCUCUACCAAAGGAAUACAUCAUGGUGUACCGGGUUAUUUAGAUCGAAGAUUAGAAGAUUUGUCAAUUGAUAGCAGCCAUGAAGGAACAGUCAUUUGCAAGCCAAUUAUUUCAAAACUUUCUUGUAGCACCAAGGAUAUGAGAAGUUCUUCGGCAAAGGCUUCUGCAACUCCCAAGAGAAAGACACAGCCCUCAAAAAAUCGUGACUCGUUUCAUGGUUCAGGCACCCCAAUUAAAAAACCUCUUCCUGCUACUCGAAGAUCAUCAUUGCCACUACCAAGAAGGACUACGGUCCGAGAAUCAACUUCUCUGUCUAAAGCUGGUAUUCUUCACCUCGUACAAUCACCGGAUGUUUCGGUUAAUGCUCCUCGAAUCGAUAAGAUAGCUGAAUUCCCAUUAGCCUCGUAUGAAGAUGCUUUCUUCCCCAUCCACAAAACUUCAUCAAUAUCGGCGCAGGGCUCUUCUGGCUCACCACAAUUUGUCGAAUGUUCAAUCACAAAAGACAAAUGUAUGGUUCAAACUUGUGAUCCAGCUUCAACCAAGCCCCAUUUCACUGAUGCAUGGCAGGGAAUUCAACGCAGCGUGUUUCAAGCCGAUGGAGGGGAUGCAACCGAUUCCUCUGAUCACAAUGCAACUGCCGGGGCAUCGAGCCACACCUCAUCAGACACACGGAGGUGGAUAUUUGACCCCUCAUCGCUCCAGCAACGUGCCGAGGCAUUGGAGGGGUUGCUCGAAUUUAGUGCAAGGUUGCUGCAGCAAGAGAGGUAUGAUGAGCUUGGUGUGUUACUAAAGCCGUUCGGACCAGGUAAGGUCUCUCCUAGAGAAACUGCCAUCUGGUUGACUAAGAGCUUUAAGGAGAACACUACUGGAAAGCCGGAGGAUUAAUAACUGCGAACUGCAGUGAUCUGUACGACAUCUGUAGCCAUAAGCAUUUAUCAAAUUUUUAGAUUUGGUCCAAGCUUAUCGGAUUUUAGGCAAUGAUUCAUGUUGAGAGAACCUUAUCAGUUGGGCAUUUUAGUUUAAAACAAAUGCUAAUUGUUAGUUCUAGGUUGUAGUUUCAUUAUUUUCUUUGAAAUGGAUACUUAUCAUCUACCUGUUGAUUUUUGUUU